This is a messenger RNA of Oryza sativa Japonica Group (Japanese rice), 3490 nucleotides long. RefSeq names its product transcription initiation factor IIF subunit alpha. The record is from RefSeq and is a predicted model, not a curated record. Gene Ontology annotation, cellular component: transcription factor TFIIF complex; nucleus. Gene Ontology annotation, molecular function: DNA binding; TFIIF-class transcription factor complex binding; RNA polymerase II general transcription initiation factor activity. Gene Ontology annotation, biological process: transcription initiation at RNA polymerase II promoter; positive regulation of transcription elongation by RNA polymerase II. Lineage: Eukaryota; Viridiplantae; Streptophyta; Magnoliopsida; Poales; Poaceae.
CACCCAUCAGCCUCUUCUUCCCCCCCCUCUCCACACUUCAUCUCUCCUCCUUUUCCUAGCGACCGGUAGCGGGGGAGAGGAGCUGGGCACGGCGGGUGAGGAUGGGCGACCGCCCGACGGAGAGGAGCUAGACACGGAAGGCCGAUGCGGCGGGCGUGGGCGGCGGUCGGCGGGAGAGGAGCUGGGUGGUGGUGCUCAGGCGAGGGCGGUGGCGUCACUGAGCUCGACCGGCCGUCCCCAUCUUCUCGACGGCGACGCAUGGAGAGAAGGGCCGGCAGGCUGGUGCGCGGCUGUGGGCGACGUUGUCACCGAGCUCAACCGGUCGCACGACAGAGAGGAGCUGGGCGUGGAAGACCGGUGCGGCGGGCACGGGCGGCGGCCGGCUGGGGAGGAGCUGGGUGGUGGCGCUCAGGCACGAGCGGCGAUGUCACCAAGCUCGACCGGCCGUCCCCAUCUUCUCGAUGAUGGGGCAUGGGGAGAAGGGCCGGCAGGCCGGUGCGCGCGGCGUCGUCACCGAGCUCGACCAGCCAUCCCCAUUUUCUCACCAAGGAACACGCAAGAGGGGCGGUCAUUGUCGCCGGUGAGCUCGCGGGAGCUUGGGGAGUCUGGCGAUGGUGGCUUGCCUCGACCUCCCGACGAGCUAGGCACCAUCGCGGCGCCACGAUCCGCGGCUCUUUCGCCUGGUUGGAGUCGAAGCUGGAGCGGGCGCGACCGCUGGAGGGGACCGCUCCACAUCGGUGUCGGUGUCCAGCGGCCAUGGUGAUGAUGGCGGCGGGCGUCCGUCAGCGCCCGCACAGGAGGAGCUGGCGGCUCUGGUGGCAGAGAGUGCGAGGAACCACCGCCCGUGUGUCGCUCCUCCCUGCCCGCCCUGCGCAGCUCCUCCCACCGCCGCCUGUGCCCGCCUCCCGCGCCCAGCUAGCCAGCCGCUCCCUCGCUGUCCGCCGCCUGUGCUUGCUGCCCGCGCCCAAGCUAGCCAGCUGCUCCCCUGCCGUCCGCCGCCCACACCUAGCUGCUCCCCCCCUCCCCCGCCGCCCGUGUAUAGGAGAGGAGAGGAGAGAUGAAGAGAGGAAAGAGGAAGAAGAGGCUGACGGGUGGGGCUCACAUGGGUCCCACUCUAAGUCAGCUGCUACAUUGGACAAAACAGAGUCAAAAUCACCGAGGGAUCAGUUUGCACUGAUUUUAUAAGUUGGAGGAUGCGUUGUAUCCGGUUUGGUUUUGUGGUUCAAGGACGAUUUUAUAUCUCGAUGACAAGUUGAGGGACCUUCAGCGUACUUUUUCCACUGCAAAAUGGAAGCCCGUGUAUGGAACACGGUCCGGCCCAGCCCAGCACGGUCCACUACCUUGUCGCCGCGCGGGGCACCGGUCAGAUCAGUUUGACUCCGUUUCCGUCCCCACCAAACUGAGACAGACUCGGAGCCCCUCCCCCCUUCUAGCUAACCGGCGCCACGUCACGCCAGUACUCCACCGCGCCUCGGCCUCGGCCUCGCUCUCGUCGCCUCCCCCGCUCCGCCCAAAACGGAACCGAACCAAACCAAAACCCUACGAAGAGGGGGAGAGCAGAGCAGCAGCGGCGGCGGCGGCGAAGGCGGAGAGAGCGCGCUCGGCGCACGGCAUGGGUGUCUCCGCCGACGGCCUCGUGCUCAAGGCGGCGUGCGAGCGCUGCGGCUCGUCGUCGGACCUCCACGGCACGGGGUGCCGCCACGCCACCCUCUGCGUCUCCUGCGGCAGCGCCAUGGCUCGCUCCGGCGAUUGCUGCCCCGUCUGCGCCGCCCCCAUCGCCAGCCUCAUCCGGGAGUACAAUGUCCUGGUGGAUACCACCGGAGAGAAGCAAUAUACGAUCGGCAAAUUCACCACCGGUGUGCCGCCCUUCUCCGAUAGGGAGAAUGCGGGGAGCCGCAGCUGGUCUCUUCAUCCCGAGGGACAGCAAGGACGGCAACCUACCGGCAAUAUAUGGGAGAAUUGCAGCAACAGAAAGUCAUGUAUUUUGGAAGAUGAUACAGGUGACUAUCAGUACCAAGGUCAAAUUCAGGGCUUACAAUCUGCAGCCUCGACAUAUUAUUUGUUGAUGAUGCAUGGCAAGGAUGUACACGCUGUUCCCGCUGAUUCCUGGUAUAACUUCAGUAAAAUUUCACAGUACAAACAGCUGACUUUGGAAGAAGCUGAAGAGAAGAUGAGCAGGAGGAGAAGCACAGCAACUGGGUAUGGACGGUGGAUGAUGAAGGCGGCUACAAAUGGAGCUGCUGCUUUUAGUUCAGAUGUGACGCAGCUCGAUGAUGCUAAUGAAGGAGAAACAGAUCAGGUUCACCUGAAGAAAGGCAACAAGAAUGGGGAUGAAAAUAAAUCUGAUAAAGGCAGUGGGGAAGAAAGAGCGCAUGUGCCUAUGACAAAGGGUAGGGAGGAGGAAGGUAGUAAAGACAGAGACUUUGAUUUGGAUGAUGAAAUUGAAAAGGGUGAUGAUUGGGAACAUGAAGAGAUCUUUACUGAUGAUGAUGAAGCUGUGGACGUUGACCCAGAGGAAGGAGGUGAUUUAGCUGAUCCUGAAAUCCCUGCUCCACCAGAAAUUAAGCAGGAUGAUAAUGAGAAACAUGGAGGGGUAGGCCUGAGCAAAUCUGGUAAGGAACUAAAGAAGUUGCUCCGCCGUGCCGCGGGACAAAACGAGUCUGAUGAUGACGAUGAAGACACGGAUGAAGAUGAGUCACCAUCGCCAGUACUUGCUCCGAAACAGCAGGAUCAACUCAAAAGUGAACCACAGGAAGACAACCAUUCUAAACCAACAGUUCUCGGACAUCCUUAUAGCACUCCACAUGUUUCCAAAUCCAAUCAAAAGAGGAGACAAAGGGGUGAUGAUUCAAAAACUUGUGCUACCCCUAAAAAGCCGAAGAUAGAGCCUGAUACCAAGAAGAUAGUCGUGAAGGAGGAGACCUCGUGUUCCUUGGAACCAACUUCAGAACCAUUUGCCUCAGCGAGAAGUGAUACAAAUGUAUCUCCUAUUACAGUGGAGGAAAUCAGGGUGGUACUUCGUUUAUAUGCACCUAUCGCAAUGCGAGAUUUUUCAAAAGAUUUUAUGCCCAGAUUUUCGCCUCGACUAAGAAGUCCAGAGGACAGGGAAGUUUUUCUCGCCAAUCUGAGGAAAAUCUCACACCUGCAGAAGAUCAAUGGCCAGAAGUACAUCAUCCUUCUAGAGGAAUAUAAAUAAAAUGACAAAACCUGCAGAGUUGUGUAUGCUGUUAUGCUCCCCUUGGCUCGAGCUUAGCAUGCCUGCCCUUCUAUCCUGAAAAUUAGUAGAUGCUUGCAGUUGCAGAACGUGACAGGCUUAACACAUAUUCUUGAUUGACCUCAUAUUUUUCAUACUAGUAUACCCCCUUGUAAGUUGUAACAACAAAUGAUAGUUUGUCAUACUAUUAGCAAAUGAUAGUUUGUCAUACUAUUGUUUUGUCGUGCUGAAUAGCUCUGAUGGGCAAUAAUCUGCUUGAUCAGGUUUAAUGUUUAA